CUGCAGGGUGAUAUCAUGGCUGCGUCACUUGUGCAGCUGAAGGAGGAGGGGUGGGCUGGUUUAUACGAUGCAGCAGGCAGAGACAGGAGAGAGAACGAGUGAGGAACCUGCCCACGGAGAGGACAGAGAGGAAAAUAAUCAUGUCAGCCACCUGGAAGCAGCUCUUCUUUCAGAUCCAGCUGCUUCUUGUCUUCUGCAGACACAUCAAUACAAAGACACCUGGCCCAACGCCCCCACCGCUUGUUCCCAUCAAUCUCUUGCCAACAGAUGAACGAAGCGUUGUUCUUAAAGGUGAGAGUCACACUGAGAAAGUUGAACUACUGAACCCCGUCAAUCUAGCACUGGAGUGUACAUGGACCGGUAACCAGAACAAACUACCAAACAUAACUGCGUUCUGGACAAAAGAUGGGGAUGAAAUUGAGGACAGCCAUCUCACAGUGCAGUUGGAGAAUGAGCAGUAUAAUCUCAAGACAGUGUUCAACAUUGUUAGUGAAGAAAACCUUGGAAAUUACUCAUGCGUGUUUGGAAGUGAAGCAAAAAUAGACUUUGUUUUGGCAGCUCCACAGAUUGGUGAGAUGCGAGAUAAACCGAUAGUCAGCUAUGUGGCGGACUCUGUGGUGAUUGCAUGUAAAAUGGAAGAAACCAAACCGAAACCCAGCAGCUGGAAAUGGUUCAAAGCAAAUGGUACAGACAAGAUCUUCGCUGGUGCAGAAUCUACCCGAUAUAAAAUCACAAACGUGGAGUGGAAGACCAAACUGGAGGUGUUCAACCUGACAGAGGCUGACUCCGGCUUGUACUACUGUGGUGCGGUGUACCCCCUCAGCACCACGAUGGGCCACGUGGAGCUGAAGGUCAUCAGCUUCUUUGAGCCUCUGAAACCCUUCAUAGCCAUCGUGGUCGAAGUGAUCAUCCUGGUCGCCGCCAUCCUGCUCUACGAGAGAAGUCGGUCCAAGAAAGACAACACAGCAGAGAAUGCGAUGAACAACCAAACUAACACAGCGUCACAGGAAGAAAAUAACGGAUCAGAGGGAAGUUCUUCAAUGAGACAGCGGAAAGUUUAAAGACUGCAUAUGCAACAGAACCACUCUUCUUUAAAACUGUUGACGUAUUUAUUUUCUAAAUGUGAACGAGCUGAAAAGCAAUAUCUUAGCAACUAUUUUGUGUAUAUGAAAUCUAUUAUAAUCCAAAUAUUUUCACCAAACAAAGUGCAAUAACCACCACUUAACAAUCAUUCCUUUUGAUUCGUACAUAAGUAGCCUCUUUUAUGAAUGAGUUGUAUUUUUCACUCUGUUUCACUAGAAGAUAUGUUUUUUAUUUUUAAUCUGUGGUGUCAUGAUGGCUAAAACAGCAAAGCAUUAACCUGUUUUUUUAGUCUUUAACCCUGUAUCUCCUCACUUCUUUUGAAAAAAAAAACUUGUAUAAUCACUGUGCAUGACACUUCUCUGUCAAAAAGGAAGUGCAUUAUUUUAUUUUUGGCAAUAACUUAAACCUCAGCUCCUUCUGUGAUUUAUGCAUUAUGGUUUGUGAGCAGUGCCUUACACUUUUAAAAACACUUAAGUAGGCAUUCCUUCUAUUCUUGCAACAACUGUCACUUUUUAUAGUUUAUCUUGAAGCAACGUGUGCCUAAGACACAGUGUAUUACCUUAAUAACACAUAUAUAUCAAAAUAUAUCAUCAUGUAUGCAGAUGCUUGUUUGUUUAUCUUUUUCAUUUAAAUCUACCACAAGGGUCAGAUUUAAUCAUGACUUCAACUGUGUGUCUUUAGUUGUCAACUUGCGAACUCCACCUAUUUCACAGUCUGCUGGAAGGUCUUUGUGUCAACAGUACAUGGUAGCUGUAUAAAUCCUUGCAAGCUCCAGAGCAACGUUAUUAUCGUUAACGGAAAACUAGGUGUGAAAAACAUUUUCGUUAACUGAAAUAAACAUAAAAACAAAAAACGAUAA
Molecule: messenger RNA, 1942 nt
Organism: Micropterus dolomieu (smallmouth bass)
Lineage: Eukaryota; Metazoa; Chordata; Actinopteri; Centrarchiformes; Centrarchidae
Gene: emb
Product: embigin
Exons: 9
Coding region: 141-1061 (306 amino acids)
Biological process (GO): cell-cell adhesion
Cellular component (GO): cell-cell junction
Molecular function (GO): cell adhesion molecule binding
Source: RefSeq, a predicted model, not a curated record